AUGACACAAGCGCCUGAUUUGAUACGCCCCAAAGGACGUCCUUUAGAGUCUAAAGGCAGAACGAAAACUCGAUUACGUUUGAUUGAAGACCUCGCCAGCGUGACUAAGUUCAUUGUGCAUCUCGACAGUUCCAAUGCAAUCCUAAGUAAAGCAGAAUUCGAUUUACUUGAAAAGACAUUUUCGGGCGAUCGCCUUGAAGACCGUCCACGUACAGAUCUGCCGCGGGCAAACCCGGCUACACUGUAUGCUGGUAAUGGAGGCGAGAUUGCUGAGAAGAAAGAAUUCACGCAUACCGAAGAAAGUCCCCCUCCGUACGCGGGAUCUGCGCCUUAUCCUCAAAGUUCCAAUGAUGAGUCCGCUGGUGUAACUCGUGUCCUAACUCUUCUGAAAGAUGUUGUAUGCCGCCUAGACAAUAUCGAAAAUCGGAUUGAGACGCGCUUUAAUGCCAUGGAAAGCCGAGUUUCUGGGUUAGAACGGUAUAUCAAAGACAAUCUCAGAGACGCACUAGAUAAUGGCCGCAGUCCGUGCCGAUAUGGAACGGAAGAGAAAGAAGAGAUCUUUGAAGAGAUGAAUAACCAGUUUGACGACUGCGCAACAGAUCUAAGAUGGGCUUGCCAAGAUGCAAUUACAGAAAUGGAGAAGGAAAGCGGCAGGAUAUUGACUCAAGCGACGGAAGAUCUGAAAGAAGAAGUGAGACAAUCAAAUGACGACGCUUUGGACAAUAUCGACCAAACUAUAGACGACAGAGUACGAGAGACGCUCAAGACCGCGAAAAUCAAGUUCGAUGGCACAUUUGGAUUAGAGUUUUAG
Molecule: messenger RNA, 810 nt
Organism: Trichoderma asperellum CBS 433.97
Lineage: Eukaryota; Fungi; Ascomycota; Sordariomycetes; Hypocreales; Hypocreaceae
Source: RefSeq, a predicted model, not a curated record